This is a messenger RNA of Gavia stellata (red-throated loon), 883 nucleotides long. It is a transcript of the gene DNAJC19, whose product is annotated as DnaJ heat shock protein family (Hsp40) member C19. Gene Ontology annotation, cellular component: PAM complex, Tim23 associated import motor. Gene Ontology annotation, biological process: protein import into mitochondrial matrix. The transcript has 6 exons. NCBI's taxonomy places the organism in Eukaryota, Metazoa, Chordata, Aves, Gaviiformes, Gaviidae. Gene Ontology annotation, molecular function: ATPase activator activity. The record is from RefSeq and is a predicted model, not a curated record. The coding region runs from base 35 to 382 and encodes 115 amino acids.
GUCGCCAGCGCGCGGGGCCGGGGCCGGGGCGGCCAUGGCCAGUACAAUGGUGGCGGUUGGCCUGACCAUAGCGGCAGCUGGAUUUGCAGGUCGCUAUGCACUAAAAGCUAUGAAGCAAAUGGAGCCUCAAGUAAAACAAGCACUUCAGAAUCUACCAAAACCUGCCUUCAGUGGUUAUUAUAGAGGUGGAUUUGAACCCAAAAUGACUAAACGAGAAGCAGCUUUAAUACUAGGAGUGAGCCCUACAGCCAACAGAAGUAAAAUUAGAGAAGCUCAUAGACGGAUCAUGCUUCUGAAUCAUCCAGAUAAAGGUGGCUCUCCAUAUGUAGCAGCCAAAAUCAAUGAAGCUAAAGAUUUGCUGGAAGACCAAGCUAAAAAGUGAAUGAGAGAGAAAAUCAGAGGGUUUUCCCAUGCAAAUGAUUAUUUUUGAUAAAUGGCUCAAGAGAAGUUCUAAUGCUGGUCUUUGACUUAAUAUAAAUGAAGCUGGAAAUAUGAAUCUAGGGAGGUCCUUCCCUCCCGACUCACUUCUUGGUCACUUUUUUGGGGAAACAUGCAAGGGAGUGAGGCUUAAAGAUUUUUUUGUAGCUCUUCUUUAUUAUGCAGCAAAAUCUGCCCCUCAGAAGUAUUUUCAGUGUAAAAGAGUGAUAACUUGUUCUGGCCAAUGCAUGUUACCAGACACAGGUAGACUUACAUGCUGUUACCAGAUUUUUGUUCAACCAGCUGUGUUUGAUGUUCACGCUGCUGUUCUUUCACAUGCUGAAGUUGGCAUGAUGAACCAGUUUGGGGAGGGGGUGGAAAAAAUCAAGGAUUUAUUUGAUGGGAAGAAUUGGGACAGAUGUGUGCUUGUCUCUGACUGAAGAAAUAAAGUAUAGGAAACAAUGUA